AUGAUGAGCUGUAGCAGUCUUCACACUGUCGGUGCAGUGGAGUGGCUAGACUUCACACCAAUAUCAUUGUCAAAUUGUUCUGCAUUUAAGGGGCCUGAUUUUGCUCAAAAUGAUCUCAUUGGAACAGUUCCUGCUACAUUAGGAAGAUUGAGAAAUGUUUAUAGGAUUAAUUUUGAGAACAACAGACUAGGAAAUGGAAAUGCCAGUGACCUGAAUUUUUUCAGGUCUUUGCCUAAUUGUUCUAUCCUAGAGGUUUUUGGUAUGGGUGGCAAUUAUUUUGCAGGAGAACUGCCUCCAUCCAUAGUUAACCUUUCAUACUUUAUGCGUAUAUUUACUAUUUCUGGGAAUUUCAUACAUGGAAAUAUUCCAAAUGGGAUAGAGAACCUUGUUAACUUGAUCCUUCUAGGAUUGGGAAAUAACGGGUUAGGGGGCAGUGUCCCUGAAGCAAUAGGAAAGCUUCACGAGUUACAGGUAGUGUCCAUGGAUGGAAAUAAGUUUUCUAGGUCAAUACCUCGUCCCUUGGGUAACUUAACUGCAUUGACCAUUCUUUUCAUGCAAGAGAACAUGUUUGAGGGAACCAUACCACGUAGCCUCGGGAACUGCAAAAAUUUGAUCACCCUUAACCUAUCUAGUAAUAGUCUGAAUGGCACCAUUCCCAAAGAGGUCAUUGACCUUUCUUCCCUUUCAAUUUCUCUAUCACUGUCUGAUAAUUUCUUGGCUGGUACCUUACCAUCUGAAGUGAGCCACUUGAAAAAUCUUGGCGAGUUGGAUUUAUCAGAAAAGAAGUUAUCUAGUGAGUUGCCUAGCAAUCUUGGAGAAUGUAUUGGUUUGGAACACCGACAUUUGGAGGCCAAUGGAUUUGAAGGUACAAUUCCUCAAACUUUGAAAAAGAUUAGAGGUUUGGAAGAAAUGGAUCUUUUGCGCAAUAGCUUUUCUAGGUUGAUUCCAAAAUUUCUUGGUGAACUUUUAACUCUCAAGCUUCUCAAUCUUUCUUAUAACAAUUUUUAUGGUGAAUUGCCAAGUGAAGGGAUUUUUUCAAAUGCCACUGCAGUUUCAAUUAUUGGAAAUGACAAACUUUGCAGUGACGUCCCAAAAUUGCUUUUAUCUCCAUGCCUUAAGCGAAAGCACAAUUCAACUAGAAAAAUAUUUUCUCCAAAGGUUGUAAUCCUAGUAACUUGUGCUACUAUAUUGUUAGUUGUGUAUUGA
Ziziphus jujuba (common jujube) is the source of this 1206-nucleotide messenger RNA. Its product is annotated as putative receptor-like protein kinase At3g47110. Lineage: Eukaryota; Viridiplantae; Streptophyta; Magnoliopsida; Rosales; Rhamnaceae. The coding region runs from base 1 to 1206 and encodes 401 amino acids. Gene Ontology annotation, molecular function: protein binding. The record is from RefSeq and is a predicted model, not a curated record. The transcript has a single exon.